Molecule: messenger RNA, 6311 nt
Organism: Bactrocera dorsalis (oriental fruit fly)
Lineage: Eukaryota; Metazoa; Arthropoda; Insecta; Diptera; Tephritidae
Exons: 8
Coding region: 1157-3802 (881 amino acids)
Biological process (GO): intracellular sterol transport
Cellular component (GO): endoplasmic reticulum-plasma membrane contact site; plasma membrane; endoplasmic reticulum membrane
Molecular function (GO): sterol binding; sterol transfer activity
Source: RefSeq, a predicted model, not a curated record
CUGUGGCUUCAGUGCGAAUUCGGCGCAUGACGGUGACGGAACAACGGCGAGUAGUACGACGACUCUAACUAUUAUUAUUGUAUUUUUGUAUGGUUGUAAAACGCGAGCGUUCGUUGUAAAGCCGCAGCAAAAUAGUUGUGGCGAAUAGUUGUUGUUUAGCGAUAAAUUACUCGGUUUCUCAUGCAUUAAAUGCCGAUAAAAAUAUUAAUAUAAACGUCAGCUAUUGCAUGAAAUCAAGUGUGAAGUGUGUAUGUUUGUACAUACAUACAUACAUAUAUUGCCGUUAAUUUUGUUAAUAAAAUGACAGCAGUGUGUCAUCGCGCGAAGUCUUGGCAAUAUUCGGCAAAGCGUGUGAAGAAAGUUUGUGCCAACAAAAAGUCGUUAGAAAUUGUCUGGCUGCGCUUGUAGCGGUUGUUGUUUUUGUCAACGUAUGCGCUUACGUCAAACCCGUUUAACUGGUGUUAGAAAACAGCUGAUGCCGUGUCGACAACAACAAAAGUGAACAACUGUGUGGAGAAACAAAAAUCAAAACAAAUGAGAAUAGAUAGGACAGAAAAUUAAAAUAAAAUAAAAUAAAAUAAAAGAAUUUUCGUAACUGCGGAUUUAUAUAAUAAUAAAAAAUAUGCAACUAAAAUAAGAAAUCGGCAGUGUCAUUACUUAUAUGGUAUAUGUGUAAAUAUAUGGACUAUGCAUAUCCAUAAAGCGCCAGAUGUCAGUUGACUAAUCGAGCGCGCUGCAACGGACAUAUAAGCAAAGAGCAGCGCGCAUUUCCGCGCCGCGCGCGCCUUAGUCAAUCCCAGUUGUUAGCAGGCCAAAGCGCCGUGAAAGCGACUGAUCGCCGCUGAGUGAGUGUGUGUGUAUGUUACACAGCGCGCGUGUACAAAAACAGCGUUGCUUGCCUAAGAAUUGGUGCGACUGAUCGAUCGACCGCGUCGUCGGCGCGUGUUUAUCAUGUUUAAUUAGCUUAGACGCCCCUAAUAAAACAAGUUAAAACCAAAGUUCGAUAAAAAUUCAAAUAAACAGUGAGAUUGUAAAUAAAUAAACUCAUAAACCACAGUUUGACAGCCAAUGGUACGACAGUUUGAUUGGCCAAACAGCAACGUUGAAUUGUUUCAUAACCACAGUGAGGGCUCAUACCAAAAACUGCAAAUUAAACAUGUCCAACGCUUUACAAAAUCCCGUUGACAUUGUGUCGCUGCCGCGCAAUAGUUCGGACUCGCAUAUCGAGCGUUUAAACGCGCAGAAAAAUGAGUCCAAACUGUUUCUCAUCAAGUCGUACAGCUUCAUCGAUAAAUCACUAAAAAGUCAUGCGUUGCCGCAGAAGUCUAAGCAACGCGCAGAGAAUUUUACGGGUUUCCGGCAUAUAGACGCGUUGCUACUCGACGCUGCGACCGCAAAACCGCAAACAAGUGCCAAAAAUGAACAAAAUAAAACAAAUGCGAAAGCGAAAGCGCAAAAAUGUAAAGCUAACAAGACCGAUUCGGACGAGGAAGAGGAUUACCGUGCUUUGCUGCGACAUCCCUCCGUUAUUAUGGAGGGUGUGGUGAGUGAAAUGCAUGUGCGUCCGAAAUCGAUGCCAAGUGCGACAAUAACGAGCACGCGGCCACCACCAGACCCGGCGGCGCCACCGCCGCCUACAGGGAAAUCGAACAAAUCCAAACAAAAUGACUUCAAACGCGAGUCAUUCUUGCGUCACAGCUUGCAAUCGAUACGCCGCAGCUUCAGCGCGCAUAAGAAGUUUGCCGGUUUCGGGCACAAUGCCACAAAUGCCAACGCAACUAGCAAAGCCGCGCGUGCGGAGGCAACUAAAACUUGCUCAUCCUCAUCUUCAUCAUCAUCAUCAUCAACGACGUCAACCACCUCCUCCACCACCUCGACAGCGUCAGCGGCCUCCAGACAUUCGGGCAGCAACGGUAUACCGUGUAGUAAAAGUGAAAAAGUUGGCAUUAUUAUUAAGCUGAAUGACAAUACCGACUGUUGGGCGGACGGAACAGGCGAAAUUGGCUGCUGUGAUAUCGGGAAUGUUGGUAGUCAGCGCAAGUUAAGGGCGCGGGGGAAGGAAUUGUGUGCAAGCGUCAGUACAUUUGCUGCAACUCCCAACGAUUCUACUUCCAUGGCACCAUUGCAAAGUCACGCUGAAACGCAGAGUGUCACAAUAUUAAACUUACAGGACAAAGAAACCUCGCCGAACAGCAGCAAAUCGAGCAGUUCGAGCAGAACACAGCUGACGCAGAAGCAAAAGCAACAGCAACAUAAGCGACAGAGCUCCAAUCAAAGUGAUAAUUACAACACAGCCUAUUCGACAACGUCGGACAGUUCAACGCAGAAUCUGAACAAUUGUCGAGUCGAAGCCAGGUCCUUGAACACCAUAGCGCCGAGCGGUUCCACUGUCAGCACACGCAGCCUCAGCCCAACGUCCCGUAAAAGUGCCACCAACACCACGGCGAAGCAUGAGCAAUCGACAGCGGCAGCAACAGCUGCUGCCGCCUCUACAACAGCGGUGCCUGCCGAGAAGGAGAAGAAGCGCAAAGAGGUCUCCAGUUCGCGUGUGAAGAAAUUCCAUCGACACUUUACGCAGGUCUCCAAAGAUGAGAAGCUCAUCAAUUAUUUUUCUUGUGCACUUGUUAGUGACAUACUGCUACAAGGACAUCUUUAUAUAACAGAUCAGCAUUUUGCAUUCUAUUCAAAUGUGUUUGGUUAUGUUACCAAGGUUGUCAUACCCACGUCGUCCGUCACGAAAAUCUCCAAGGAGAAGUUGGCGAAAAUUAUACCGAACGCCGUGGGUGUCGCCACCGCCGAUGAGCGGCACGUCUUCGGUAGUUUUAUGAGCCGCGAGGCAGCCUUCCGUUUAAUGUGCAGCGUUUGCCCGCCAUUAGCACCUAUUGAAAAUCUUCCAAAAGCACCCGCAGACAUUGAAAUUUCCGAAGAAUACUCAAUUGAGGAUGACAGCAGUUGUUCGAUUAGCGGCAACGAGAGUCCACCACAAGCUCUAGUUGCAGCAAUCACCGCCAACGCUGGCGAAAUCGAUGAACUUGGCCAAACGGUGAUACACCGCAAUGUAGCUGGCUCCAGUGUGAGCAUUGCCGAUGGCACCGCAGCAGCAAAUGAAAACCAUCGACAUUCCGAUAUUCCAACAGAUGCCAAACAAGCCGGCGCUUUCUCCAACACAAAUAUGCGCGCAUCAGCGCCACCCUCGGCACGCUACAACUCCAACCACGGCAAAAGUGCCAGCGGCGCAGACGGUACACCGAUUGCAAAUGCCAGCAGUAGUGACGGCAUGCCGACCGCCGGUAUUGCGUUGAUUGUGACUGGCACCAAUACGUCGGGCUCAUCGUCGCCCACACCGUCAACAUCUUCCUCGCUGCCAAUCACGGUGAUGGGCAGCACACCUAAGUCAGCAGCGCAUGCGGCUGUGUCGAGCUUCAAGACGCUGACACAGAAGGCGCUGCUGCGCUUGAAAUUCCCCAAGGAAUUACAUGUCGUUUACUUAGGUGUGCUGCUCACUAUGGUGCUGGCGCUAUUCUCUGUUUUUCUGCUCUAUCGAAUACUGGACAUUGAGGCGAAAACAAGCGCAUACCGCUCGCCAAAUGAGUUCAAUUGGCGCGCCGGCACCGAUGACGAUAUAUUUGCGGAGGCUUUGCGUUGGCAAAAAGAGCUGCAAGCUAAAAGCACCGAGGAAGCUCAAGAUAUACUUACACACAAUUUAGAGCAGAUUGCCAAGGUGCGUCGCAGCCUAGAAACGCUCUCAAUGUUAAUCCAUGACAGAAGCUCAGCUCAUGAACAGCGCGACGAAAGUGACUGAAUUUAUAUUUUUAACUAAUUUUAAUUACAAUUUAACCGUAAAAGGAAAGGGUACGAGCCUUUCACACACACACAUACAUACUACAUAGUUACACAAUACUUUUAAGCUGAUAAACUACGAUUAAAUUGAAGCAGUUAUACUUACAUUAAUGAAAUAAAUUCAAAAUAAGCACUACAUACAAACAUAAAAGAAGAAGAAGCAGCAGUUGGAAAGCAUAAAGUGAAAAAGUGCGAGGGAAAUGCGGCAAUGCAGCGCGCAAAAGCAGUUACACACACAAAGAAUGAAACUUUGAAAAAUUAAAAGUAAGUCGCAAAACAAACAUACAUACACACAAAUGUGUUUAGGGCAAAUACCGUUGGAAAAAUUGCAAAACAUGUAAAUAUAUUUUCCUUUUGAAAUGUGCAUUCUGUCAAUUUGAUAUUUAUAUUUUUGAAUAUUUUUGAAUAUUUUCGCUGAUCACACUUCUUUGCAUGUGGCUGUGCGCUCAAGUCAAUUUUUAUAUGGUUCCUAUUAACGGUUAAAGUAAUUUUUUGGUAUUGUAGUCAUGCUGAUGUGCCAAAGAUAUUUAGAAAUGAUAUCUGUACUGCAAAGAACCGCCAGUUGGGGAGCAAAAUUGUAUUUUCGACAUUUUACACCGUUUCAAAAGGAAUUUAUAUUUAUACAAAGUACAAUUUAAGCCACGACAGAAUCGAAAAAUGUGAAAAAUCGGCCAACAUUUUUCAACAAUUUUCGGCAACUUUGAAAUUUUUCAAUGAAAUAAGUUGAAUUUACGAUAAACAGCACCAAUUAUAUUUAUUUAACACUUAUGUGUGGAAUAGAAGGAAAUGCAAGCUUGGGGGCAGCUGGAGACACAAUGCUCCUAAGUUGCCGCAGACCAUUCAGCUCCUUCAAAGAUUCUUUGACGCAGUUGAAGGAUCAGGUCUUUUACACUUGAAUGCCGGAAAUUGAAAAAACAUGCUGGCCGAUUCUUUCAUUCAACUCUCAUGUCCAUCCCUUUGCAAAUAUUUUGUCGUACCUCAAAAAAACAAAAAAAAAAAAUAAAUAAAAAGCUGCUGCGCUGCGCUAUUGUCUGCAAAUAAAUGAAAAAUAAUGAAGCAAAUAUGGUAUUUUUAACUGUAAACCGCAAAAAUAGUUUAUUACUCAAGCGUUUAAAGCUACUAAGUGUUAAAGUAAAUAAUAUUGUAAAAAUAAGAACAAAAACUGCGCCAGCUGCGUGGCAUAAAGCGCUGGCGAUAAAAACGAAAAACAAAGUCUUAUAUACAUAUACUACAAUAACAACAACAAACAAACAAAAGCAAAACGGCAAAAGCCGAAAAAAGAAACACUUUCAGUAACAAAACCAGAAGCUGGGACAUGGUGCAAUCUUGGAAACGCCUGUGGUCCGAUGCGCUGCCGCCGCCGCCGCCGCGGCUGCCGCAAACCACGCGUUACACAAAAUUACUAAUUAUAGACAAGUUCUCAUGCGCUAACUCGUUCACAAAAUAUGAGAGUUUCGCGCAUGAGCAUUCAAUUCAAACUUCUUUCGGCACCUUAACCCUCAUUUACCAUACACACACACACACAUGAAAAUAGAGAAAAACUUAAAAUUUGACAAAUCAACACAUGCCAUUUCCCCGCCCGUCUAAUCACACACACACACAUAAGCAUAUUUUUAAGCCACUCUCAAUUUGCUAUUUUCCGCUUGGCAAGCUUCGGCGAUUUUUCUUCUCUUUUUCUACACAAACAAAAGCAAAAAGAACGAAAGAAAUGCAAGAAAAUGCAAGAAAAUCCCUAAAAGUCAUUUUCGACAUGGAAGUUGAGAGCGAAAGAUUCCCCUGUGAUACAAAUAAACAUGCAUACAUACAUACAUGCAUAUGUAUUGCAUUAAUUUUAUUAAGUAAGAAAAUGAAAUUUGCGAUUUAAAGUAAAUCUUAAUUAAGUGUAGCUGAAAUAUUUAUACAUUUUUAAUUUAUUACAAAAUUAUGAAAUAAGUUUGCGAAUUUUGUUAGUUUUUCCUGUGAGAACGUCCCGUUAUGAACCGACGUUGACAGUUAGGAAUUUAUUAGUUGUAAUUACAAAUAUUUCUGGCAAAUUAAUUAACUAACGGCACCUAGACAACUAAGCAUAUGUGAAUGUAUUUUAACGCAUUAUAUAUUUAAUAAUAUGCUGCAGACACUCUUUCCCGCUGCUUUGCGCUUUCGACUCUAAGAAACAAAAAUAUUCUUAAAUAAUGUAAUGUGUAUUUAUUAUUGUUGUAAUUAAAUAUAAUUAACUGUACUUGUGAACUAAAAUAAAAACAAAGUCAGCUACUUCGUGUAAUCUGUAUGUGUUAGUGCGGUGCAAAGCGGAAGUAAUAGUUUUUAAGACGAAGUCCACGUGGAGCGAUUUUGUAUGAUUAAAAGCAACAUAUUACAUAAUAAUUAGUAACUAGAAGAAGCAGCUGGUCCCCAUUAAAAUAUGAUACUUCCAUAAAAAUAAACCUAAAAGUGUGAAAAUAAACUUAAUCAAAAGAAAAGAGAAAAGAGGAGAA